AUGGCCCGAGGUUGCUACGGACGCUGCCCGGCCUUCCUGGUGGCCGCGCUCGUGCUGGACGCGGCCGGGCUGGCCUUGGUGCUGGCGGGCGCCGUGGGACAUCCGGCGCUGAACGGGCGCGCCUUCGGGGAUUUCCUGAUGCUGACCGGCGGGCUGCUGCUCUUCCUGUCGCUGCUCUGCUGGCUCUUCUGGUACUCGGGGAACCUGCGCGGGGUGCCGGCCGAAGAACUGCCGCUCGGGGCCCAGCCCAGCCCGAGCCAGCCCCGCAGCCCGGGCAGCCUCCUGCGCCUGGCGGCCAAGCUCUCGGAGCGCCUGUCCCAGCGCCGGCGCCCGGCGCCUGUGCCCUCCCUGCCGCCGGAUCGCAGCCCUCCAGCGAAGGGCGCGCGAACUGCAGCCUCGCUCCGGCCCGCCGGCCCCCUGGAGCUCGGCCGCCUGCGCCCGGCCGCGCAUCCUGAGCAGGCGAAGACAGGGGAGCGACUGGUAUAG
Molecule: messenger RNA, 486 nt
Organism: Elgaria multicarinata webbii
Lineage: Eukaryota; Metazoa; Chordata; Lepidosauria; Squamata; Anguidae
Gene: TMEM238L
Product: transmembrane protein 238 like
Exons: 1
Coding region: 1-486 (161 amino acids)
Source: RefSeq, a predicted model, not a curated record